Messenger RNA from Procambarus clarkii (red swamp crayfish), 1570 nucleotides. RefSeq names its product troponin C, isotype gamma. NCBI's taxonomy places the organism in Eukaryota, Metazoa, Arthropoda, Malacostraca, Decapoda, Cambaridae. Gene Ontology annotation, cellular component: myosin II complex. The record is from RefSeq and is a predicted model, not a curated record. Gene Ontology annotation, molecular function: calcium ion binding.
AUCGUCCGCAGGCGUUAUAAGGCCCCCAACCUCUGAGGCGAGAGGUUCAUAUCAAGACGUGUUUACGUUGGGGUCACACACACCCGCUACACCCGUUCCGACACCUCCACACCUUCCCUACACCUAGUGACUACACCUCGUCAUCAUGGACACACUGGACGAAGAACAGCUUUCCGCUCUCAAGAAGGCGUUCGACUCCUUCGACACGGACAGCAAAGGCUUCAUCACCCCGGAGACCGUCGGUGUCAUCCUCAGGAUGAUGGGCGUCAAGAUCUCCGAGAAAAACCUUCAGGAGGUCAUCGCUGAGACUGAUGAAGACGGAUCCGGUGAGCUGGAGUUCGAGGAGUUCGUAGAGUUGGCCGCCAAGUUCCUCAUUGAGGAGGACGAGGAGGCCCUCAAGGCCGAGCUGAGGGAAGCCUUCCGCAUCUAUGACAAGGGCGGUGACGGCUACAUCACGACGGACGUGCUGAGGGAGAUCCUGCGGGAGCUGGACAACAGGUUGACAGAGGCGGACCUGGACGGUAUUAUUGAGGAGGUCGACGAGGACGGCUCCGGCACCCUCGACUUUGAUGAGUUCAUGGAGAUGAUGUCUGGUUAGAAUGUCGCCAGAAAGCAGCAGUUCCGAAAUUCCAGUCAGUUAUGUCCUACCCCGAGAUGUAGUGGUUCGGUUCCUUCAGAGGGCAAAAUCCUUCCCUUCAUUGAGAGGAAUAUUGUAGAGUCCGCUAUCCUGCCUUUCUAGUGAGGGAGAGGAGGAUUCCUGUAGAGACCUGUAUCCUUCUCUAGUUGGAGGAUUUCUGAAGAGAUCUUUAUCCUCCACUGGUGGGAGAAUUUCCCCAAAAAGACUUCUAUUGUUCUCCUCUAGUAGAGGAAUUCCUGCAUAAGACUCCAUUCUGCUCCUCUAAUGGAAAGAGGGGGGAAUUCCUGUUCAGACCUCUAUCUUGUUCCUCUAGCGGCACAUCUCCACCAGAGGGCUAAAUAGUUCUCCCCCUCUUGUGGAAUGUUUCUUCAGAGGGCGCAUUCUCUCUAUCCUGGUCCUCCGCUGUUCUCAAUUCCCUCAGUAGCAGGGAACUUCACCAUUCCUUCCCCCCUCUUCCAUCCUGUCCCAUCCCGAAUCCUUAUCCUGACCCCUACGCAGUGCUAUAUAGUCGUAAUGGCUCGGUGCUUUCCCCCCCUGAUAGCUCCCUUCCUUCGUAUUCUCAACUUUAUGAAAUGCUUUCCAUCUCUUUCUACAAAUAAUGCUAUAAUCAUCGCCAUCUAAGAGUCAUUCUAAGUUAUGUUCAUCAUUGCCACUACUCAUGGUCACAUUCCCUUGUUCAACACAUACCAAUGGCUAGUCAACGCCCAUGCCUCGAUCCUGCUAUAUUCAUACUGAUGACAUAUCAUAUCAUUGAUAUAUCAUAUCAUGAUAUAUCAUUGGCCAUAUUCACACUAAUGAAAUCUAAAUAUCUCUAUGUCAUUCGGGCAUUUCGUGUAGCAGCAUUAUUGACAAUCAUUUUUUCAUUCUAUGUUCAUCUUUCUUUUUUUUUUCAAGUGAUUUGUACAUUUAAAUAAAUAAAAUUUAAAAAUCAUG